Messenger RNA from Pseudozyma flocculosa PF-1, 1023 nucleotides. RefSeq lists its product as uncharacterized. NCBI's taxonomy places the organism in Eukaryota, Fungi, Basidiomycota, Ustilaginomycetes, Ustilaginales, Ustilaginaceae. The transcript has a single exon. Bases 1 to 1023 code for a protein of 340 amino acids. Gene Ontology annotation, molecular function: acyltransferase activity, transferring groups other than amino-acyl groups. The record is from RefSeq and is a predicted model, not a curated record.
AUGGCUGACGACAACUCCCCCGCCUCUGCCUCGUCACCAACCGUGGCCACAACCGAGGUCAGACCGUCGCCUGCUCCCUCGGAUGUAGCCACGGCCCCGGAUCCAGCCCAGGCAGCAGCGUCCUUCACCCCCGGCGCCGCCUCGAGCGUGCCAUCCGCCCCAUCUCCCGCCAUCACCAUCGCCUCCACCACUGUCAGCGCCGUCAGCCCAGUCAGCACAGCCGGCACAGCCGCAUCUCCUGGCAACGCGCAUGCUGCUCCCACCGCCGCUCACCCUCACAACAUCCUCACCCUCACCGAGAUCCGCUCCGCCACCUGGUCUCGCAUCUAUGCCCAGGGCCUGGCUACCGGCAAUGCGGCCCUGACGACGACGACGCCGCCGAGUUGGCAGCAGUUUGACUCGUCCAUGCUGCGCCCCUACCGCUACAUCGCCGUGCACUACCGCUACAACAGCGCAGCAGGCUGGAUCGCCACCUUUGCCCCCUUUCCCGCCCUCUCGCUCGGACUCGGGCUCGAUCGGCCGCUCAACUCGCGAGCCUCGCCCGUGCUGCCGCCGAGCCCAUCAUCUGCGCUGGCCGAAGACAUUGCCGGUGGCGUGCUCGAGUUCCUCGUCUUUGUCGCCGAGGACGAGCGGGGCAAGGGCAUCGCCACCCAGCUCGUACAGGCGCUCCUCGAUGCCCUCAAGCUCGAUGCGCGCUGGUCGACGCUGCAGGCCACCGUCUUCCCCGAGAACGAGGCAGCCAUCCGCCUCCUCUUGCGCCACGACUUUGUACAGGUCGGAAUGCGCCGCAGGGUCGGCAGGAUGGUCGACGGGCCGGAAAGGGGCAGGUGGCGCGACAUCCUCAUCUUUGAGAUGCGGCUGUCCAGCCCGCCGCCAGCGAGCUUCAGGAAGGGCGGCUCGACGUUGGGCGAAGAAGAUGCUAGGCAUGGACUUGGCCCGCCCCAGGCGGCCUCUCCGCGGACGCACGAUGUGCCGGACACGGUGGAGCCAUCUGCUCUGAUGAAAAGGCCACGCCUGUCCUGA